Aspergillus japonicus CBS 114.51 is the source of this 468-nucleotide messenger RNA. RefSeq lists its product as uncharacterized. Lineage: Eukaryota; Fungi; Ascomycota; Eurotiomycetes; Eurotiales; Aspergillaceae. The transcript has a single exon. Bases 122 to 430 code for a protein of 102 amino acids. The record is from RefSeq and is a predicted model, not a curated record.
UGAAAGCUGGAGCGACGCUGCGACGACGAUGAUGUCGUUGAUGCCCGUGGUGCGGAGGCGCUUCUUUGGCUCUCCUUCCCUGCCCCUCAGACGUCAUAUCGCUUGACUACUCCAGUCGGUCAUGCGAAAAGAUUGCAGUGUUUCCUGGCCCAUUACGCCUGCUUCAUUGCCAGACCUGUCCUUCCUCACAGACCACUUGCUCGUACCACUCACCCUAUUCGUCUCUUUCAUUCUUCGACCCUCUGCCCUCCGACGAUUCGCCUUCCACUUGUCAGUCCCGUCCCAUCGGUGUUGUGCCGUCUCGUAUGUAAACCCACCAUUGUCGCUCCGGCUCGUUCUAUUCCUCUUUUUUUCCCUUUCUCUCGUUUUGCUUGAUUACAUACUCAUACUCGUCGUUGACCUGACGCGCCUAGGCACUAGCCACACUUAAUCCCUCGGAAGAUACACACAGAUAUACAGAGUAGUAUA